AUGUACUACAGGUUUAAGAGCUCCAUUAAAAGGAAGCUGGCAGCCAGGGCUCCGGUGGCAAGCAGCCCUAUUGUCACAAGAUGGCAACAGCUGCACGUGAGAGGCGGUGCAGAGGAGCCGCACAGGGCCUGCUGCAUGACCGAUCUUUGUGCCUCCGGGGGGCCCCAGCUCAUCAGCACACUUAGGAAGACUCCGGUGACACCUCAGGUGCCUAAGAAACUCUCCAUCACAAAAACUGUUGUAUUACCUAGCAGUCAUGCUGCAGCAGGCUUGGAAGGGAGGAAUAACAGGAGAGCUGAAAUGGGAAAGAAACAGAAAUGUCCUUCUCGGCUUCCAGUGGUCCAAGAAGUUGGAUAUAGCAUUGCAGAAAGUGGUGAUACGAAGGUCUGUGAAAAUACUAAUUGGAUCUGGAAAGGAUGCUGAGAGGGGACCCAGAAUGAGUUUAGAGCUGUUACCACCAUGAAGCCUUCCAUACCAUUGGAGCCAGAAGUGAGGCUUCAUAUUACUGGCUUGUGCAAUGAUUACUAUCUAACAAUUCUUAAUUUUAGUUACCAAAAUAUGAUGUCAGACCUUGGCCUAUGUGUCAUCAGUAUAGUUGGAAGCAUGAAUUUCGAGCAGGAAGUUCUUCUGUUUUGUCAUAGGUUUAAUCUUGUCUUCUUUAACUUUAAACCCAUGCUGUCUUUUCUCAUCUACAGUGGUUCAUGACUAGGAUCUAUUUAUGACCAUGAUAUUUGGGUUGCUCAGCACCAUGUUGGGACUCUUUGCCAAAACAAACAAAGCAUUUGCAGCCUGAAAUGGUUGCUAACCAACCAGUUGCUGGCAAGUGGGUCUAGUGAUGGUAUAUUAAAUAUCUGGCCUAGUGACCCUGAUGUGAAUUAUAGUCAGCCACUGAAAACCAUAUCUCAUUCCUCAGCAGUUAAGGCUAUGAACUGGUGUCCUUGGCAGUCCAAAGUCCUUGUUACAGGGGGUGGAAUGAAAGAUGGGAUUUUACAUGUCUGGGACAUAAAUAGUGAGAAAAUAAUCCAAAGUGCAGCUACAGAUUAUCAGAUUUGUUCCUUGCUCUGGUUACCCAAAACCAGCAAACUGAUGACUGGACAAGGCCUUCCUGGAAAUCCGAUUAAAAUAUGGAAGUAUCCAAUGCUUAUCAAUUCAUCAGAACUCUAUGGUCACAAAGGGAGAGUCAUGCAUAUAGCCCUGAGCUCAGAUCAGAGCAGGCUCUUUUCUGUUGCAGCUGAUAGGAUAGCUUGUCUGUGGAAAAGCCAUGAGUCUGGGGAGAGCAAGCACAGCAGCAAGGCUUUUUCUAAUGGUUAUUUGAGCUCAUUCUUGUGA
Gymnogyps californianus (California condor) is the source of this 1329-nucleotide messenger RNA. It is a transcript of the gene CDC20B, whose product is annotated as cell division cycle 20B. Gene Ontology annotation, biological process: anaphase-promoting complex-dependent catabolic process; positive regulation of anaphase-promoting complex-dependent catabolic process; positive regulation of ubiquitin protein ligase activity. The record is from RefSeq and is a predicted model, not a curated record. Gene Ontology annotation, molecular function: ubiquitin ligase activator activity; anaphase-promoting complex binding; protein binding. Lineage: Eukaryota; Metazoa; Chordata; Aves; Accipitriformes; Cathartidae. Gene Ontology annotation, cellular component: anaphase-promoting complex.